AUGGCAUCAGCUGCACAGAGAAAAGGGAUGAGUCCAAAACCAAAACUUACUGAAGAGCAGAUCCAAGAGAUCCGGGAAACCUUUGAUGUUUUUGAUGCUGAUGGAACUGGGAUCAUAGAUGUCAAAGAAGUUAAGGUGCCAAAGAGGGCAUUUGGCUUUGAACCCAAGAAAGAAGAGAUCAAGAAAAUGGUAAGCAAAAUUGAUAAGGAAGGCCCUGGGAAAGUGAAUGCUAGUGAUGUUUUGGUUGUCGUGACUCAGAAAAUGUCUGAGAAAGAUACCAGAGAAGAAAUUCCAAAAGCUUUCAAGCUCUUCAAUGAUGAUGAAACUGGAAAAAUAUCAUUCAAAAAUCUCAGAAUAAUGUUCGAGGAGUUGGAUGAUAACUUUUCUGACAAGGAGGCUGCAGGAAAUGAUUGA
Sorex fumeus (smoky shrew) is the source of this 414-nucleotide messenger RNA. RefSeq names its product centrin-2-like. The coding region runs from base 1 to 414 and encodes 137 amino acids. Gene Ontology annotation, cellular component: cytoplasm. The record is from RefSeq and is a predicted model, not a curated record. NCBI's taxonomy places the organism in Eukaryota, Metazoa, Chordata, Mammalia, Eulipotyphla, Soricidae. The transcript has a single exon. Gene Ontology annotation, molecular function: calcium ion binding.